ACAAUGUUUGCUCAGCUUAAUAAGGCCUGUGUAUAAAAGUGAGACCUGAAGUCAAUGAAGCAGGCAUUCCUUCACUUACUUGAAGUCUUGUGCACACCCACAUCAGGUGUAGACACACAUACACAGGCCAGAGAAGGUUGUCACUAACAGUAUUAGUCAUUAGGGUUAGUAAUGCGGCACUUUACUCUGUUGCAUUUACUCCAUUGCUGUGAAAAAAACCCUGCAUUUUGAGUCUUUAGGAAGAUCAACAGGCCUUGAAUCAAUCCCUGUCAUCGGUUCAUCUGAGAGACGAGUGGAAACUAAAGAGGCUCUCCUGCUCUCUUCACCUGGACAGGAGACGAUGGCCAGUCCAGUUCGGAUCCAGACAGACGGCUCUGUCCUUCAGCUGCCUCGCUCCGCCACCAACUUUGUGGAGAGCUCGCUGGCUUUUCUCAAGCAAGAAGAUAACAUAGUGCAAACGUCGGAGAUGGUCGACCACAAAACUCGUCUGGACGGCUCGGAACGCGGACAUCCGGGACUCUAUCUCUCCUGCUUCGACAUGCUGUUUACAGAGGAUGCCACCUGGCUGGUGAGGGUGUCGGAUUCCUCCACGGCGGUGGGCGCAGGGCCCAGGCUGGAACCGUGUCAGGAACCGGAGCAGUGCCCUGUGAUUGACAGCCCUGGGUUGGGAAGCUCACCUCUGUCUCCUACACUGGAAGAGCAGGUGGAGGAGAGAUCUCUGGAGCAGGUGCAGAGUUUAGUGGUGGGAGAAGUUUUGAAGGACAUUGAAACAGCUUGUAAACUUCUAAAUAUUACGCCAGAUCCGAUGGAGUGGAAUUGUGGGAACGUUCAGAAGUGGUUGCUGUGGACCGAGCAUCUCUACAGGCUUCCGCAGGUGGGAAAAGCUUUCCAAGACCUGGAUGGAAAAGAUUUAUGUUCGAUGAGCGAAGAAGACUUCAGACAGCGCUCGCCGCAGUGCAGCGAAACAUUGCAUGCACAUUUGGAUAUAUGGAAAUCAGCUGCCUGGAUGAAGGAGAGAGGUUCAGUUGGAGAGACGAGGAUAAGAGAAACAGAGGAGCUUUGGUCAGAAGCCGAUUCAUCGUGUUCUGGUCAACCGAUCCACCUGUGGCAGUUUCUCAGAGAACUGCUCCUUAAACCUCACAGUUACGGACGCUGCAUACGUUGGCUGAAUAAAGAGAAAGGGAUCUUCAAAAUCGAAGAUUCGGCGCACGUGGCUCGUCUCUGGGGUCUGAGGAAGAACAGACCAGCUAUGAACUAUGACAAACUCAGUCGCUCCAUACGCCAGUACUACAAAAAAGGGAUCAUUCGGAAGCCAGAUGUCUCUCAAAGACUCGUCUAUCAGUUUGUCCAUCCGGUUUAAAAGACAAUGCAUUCAGACCAGAGGACGGCCUUGAAGUCUUUGAACUGACAAACCUUCAACAUUUCAGCGAUGAAUCUUUAUUACAGACUCUUCAAGAGCAAAACCAAGAAUAAUUGUGUUUAGAAACGUGCAUUGAACUGUUAUAUAAAUGUGUUAUAUAAUAUACAUUUAUUCUUUGAAAGCAGUGGUUCUCAAAGUGAGGGGUGGGUAGGUGGUGCCAGAGCGCCCCAAUUUUAUGACAUUUUAUUAAAUACAUUCAUUUAGCAUAAAUUAAACUUUAGCAAAAUAUAGCUACCAACCAAGAGCACUACAUUGUAUAAUUUAAUAGGUUUUGUUUAGUUAAAAUGAUAAGUUUCAUGUCAUAAAUUUUCUUUGGGGGGUGGCGAAGGGAUGCACCCUAUCCAAGGGGGCGCAUGCUGAAAAGUUUGAGAACCACAUUUAUACAUGUUUAUAUAAUUCCAGGUACAUUUGGUGUCCAAAGUUGGUAUUUAGAUAGAAAUAUUAUAUUGUAAUCUUCUGAUCUAUUAUACUAAGUACCAAAAAAAAAAAAAAUUUUAUAUAACAAUUUGAAUCAACUUCAAACUACUUCAAUUGGAAACACCCAACUUAAAAUUUCACAUUAUUUUUUUAUAUAAGUUAUUUAAGUUAAAAAUUGAAGUUGAUCCUACUUUUAACUUUUUACAACGAUAAAGCACAGAGAAAUAAUGACUUUGGACACCAAAUAUACAUGCGAUUAUUUAAACACCCACAUGUGUGCCACUUCAACACAUCCAUACUGUUACUUCUAUUACUUAUUAAGAACAAUCUGUCAACUAAUUUAUGAUGUUUAACAAUAGCAAUCAUGUUAUAUA
This is a messenger RNA of Misgurnus anguillicaudatus (oriental weatherfish), 2211 nucleotides long. RefSeq names its product SAM pointed domain containing ets transcription factor (gene spdef). Gene Ontology annotation, biological process: cell differentiation; regulation of transcription by RNA polymerase II. Gene Ontology annotation, molecular function: sequence-specific DNA binding; DNA-binding transcription factor activity, RNA polymerase II-specific. The record is from RefSeq and is a predicted model, not a curated record. NCBI's taxonomy places the organism in Eukaryota, Metazoa, Chordata, Actinopteri, Cypriniformes, Cobitidae. Gene Ontology annotation, cellular component: nucleus.